Panicum virgatum (switchgrass) is the source of this 1684-nucleotide messenger RNA. Its product is annotated as UPF0187 protein At3g61320, chloroplastic-like. Gene Ontology annotation, biological process: regulation of photosynthesis, light reaction. Gene Ontology annotation, molecular function: voltage-gated chloride channel activity. The record is from RefSeq and is a predicted model, not a curated record. The coding region runs from base 29 to 1228 and encodes 399 amino acids. Lineage: Eukaryota; Viridiplantae; Streptophyta; Magnoliopsida; Poales; Poaceae. The transcript has 4 exons.
GGCCGGCCUCGGGCCUCCACACCAUUCAAUGGGCAGGGCCAUGGCGGCGCCGGCGCCCAAACCCCCGUCGACGGCGAACCUCAUCCGCCACCACCUCCACGUAGCCCGCUGCUUCCCCCCCGACACACCUCCACCGCCACCGCCCACCUCCAACCCUCUGCUCUCCCUUCUCUCCGCGGUUCCUGACUGGGCCGACGCCGUCCAGGAGCGCCGCAUCCGCGACCGCCGCCCGCUCUACGACCACGCCUCCUGGCGCGAGCACCGCAGCUCCCGCCGCCACCUGCGCCACCUCCUCACCUCGCUCUCCUCCCGCGUCAUCCUCUCCCUCGCGCCCCCUGUGUCCGCCUUGACCGCCUUCGCCGCCGCCAUCGCCACCUACAACACCCUCCUCCCGGCCUACGCCUUCACCGCGUCCGCGCUGCCCUACCAGCUCACCGCGCCCGCGCUCGCGCUCCUCCUCGUCUUCCGCACCGAGGCCUCCUACGCGCGCUUCGACGAGGGCCGCAAGGCGUGGAUGCGCGUGCUCGCGGGCGCCGCCGACCUCGCAGGGAUGGUCAUGCAUCGUCCUCGGCAUCGCCAGGCUGAGGACGAGCCGCUCAGGCGCGCGCUCCUCAACUACAUCCUCGCCUUCCCCGUCGCGCUCAAGUGUCACCUCAUUAGCGACUCCGACGUCAAAACGGACCUUCAGGGCUUGCUCACCCAAGAUGACCUCGAUGUUGUACUGGCAUCGAAACACCGGCCCCGUUGUAUUAUCGAGUUCAUUUCACAAAGUGUUCAGAUGCUAGAUCUCGACGAACAGAAGCGGAGCAUCAUGGAGUCUAAACUGUCUUGUUUUCUUGAAGGAAUCGGUGUGUGCGAGCAGCUCGUUGGGAUUCCUAUUCCUCUCUCAUACACCAGACUUACUUCGAGGUUCCUUGUUCUCUGGCAUCUUACACUCCCAGUGAUACUCUGGGAUGAAUGUAAAUGGAUUGUUGUUCCAGCUACCUUUAUCAGUGCUGCAUCACUCUUCUGCAUUGAGGAAGUUGGUGUUCUUAUUGAGGAGCCGUUCCCCAUGCUAGCUCUUGAUGCUCUAUGCAAGCAACUCCACGACGGCAUUAAGGAUGUGAUGGCGGUGCAGAACACAGUUCACACACGAUUAGUUGCCCAGAAUAAGAGCCAUGAGGCCCGCAGCAGGUGUGCAGAAAAUGGGUGGCCUAGCUCAAAAAGAGAAGAAGCGAAGAUUGAUUGAGCACGCAGAUCAGUGAAUUACUCAAGGGUACACUGCAAGCAAUCCAGGCAACCCGAUGUCAUCAUUGAAUUGAAUUCGAUCGAGAACCUGAGCCCAUGGUCCUGCCCCACUUCUUCCUGGUUCUAUGUAAAAAUCCACUCACUAGUGUAUGUGUAUAUGGGUAUAGUUUGGGAGCUACUAGUAGUUGGGAAAGCUGGGACCGGUCUUGAGAUGAGUUGAGCCGAAUUACUAGAAUAAAAGUGAGGAACUGCUACCGUGUGGUGUAGGUCCCCUGAGCUGAGCAUAGCAGAGCUCCCAGUCCCAGAUAUCCUAGCUAUGUACAUAGAUAGUCUUGUUGAGCUAUCGCUGACGCUCGAUAUGUUUGAUAUUAGCAUGAUGUGCAUGAAUGAUGCGUCGCUCUGAUUGUGGACUACUACUCAGAAUUGAGCUUUUGAACUGGAGGCGCUUUGGAACUGA